AUGGCAAUCCCUACCAUAGAUUUCAGCACUCUCAAUGGAGACAAAAGGGGUGAAACCAUGGCACUUCUGCAUGAAGCCUGUCAGAAGUGGGGGUUUUUCCUGAUUGAGAACCAUGAAAUUGACAGGAACUUGAUGGAAAAGGUUAAGAAGCUAAUUAAUACAUAUUAUGAGGAAAACUUGAAGGAAAGUUUCUAUCAGUCUGAGAUAGCAAAAAGCUUGGAGAAAAAACAGAACAGCUCUGAUAUAGAUUGGGAAAGUGCCUUCUUCAUUUGGCAUCGUCCCACUUCCAACAUUAAGCAAAUCCCAAACCUCUCUGAGGAGCUUUGCCAAACAAUGGAUCAGUACAUUGAACAACUCAUUAAGAUGGCAGAGAAGUUGUCAGAGCUUAUGAGUGAAAAUCUUGGUUUGGAGAAAAAUUACAUCAAGGAGGCAUUUUCUGGAGCAAAUGGACCAGCUAUGGGAACAAAAGUGGCAAAGUACCCUCAAUGUCCACAUCCAGAACUUGUUAGAGGACUUAGAGAGCACACAGAUGCUGGUGGUAUCAUCCUUUUGCUCCAAGAUGACCAAGUGCCAGGUCUAGAAUUCUUCAAAGAUGGCAAGUGGGUUGAGAUUCCACCCUCCAAAAACAAUGCCAUUUUUGUGAACACAGGUGAUCAAGUUGAAGUUUUGAGCAAUGGCUUAUAUAAAAGUGUUGUGCACAGAGUCAUCCCUGAUAAGAAUGGAAGCAGACUCUCCAUUGCCAGCUUCUAUAACCCAGUUGGUGAAGCUAUCAUUUCACCAGCUCCUAAACUCUUAUACCCAAACAAUUAUCGUUAUGGAGACUAUUUGAAGCUUUAUGGCAACACCAAGUUCGGGGAAAAGGCUCCCAGAUUCGAAUCCAUCAAGAAUAUGGCCAAUGGCCACUAA
Messenger RNA from Abrus precatorius (Indian licorice), 906 nucleotides. RefSeq names its product 1-aminocyclopropane-1-carboxylate oxidase 1. The record is from RefSeq and is a predicted model, not a curated record. The transcript has 3 exons. The coding region runs from base 1 to 906 and encodes 301 amino acids. Lineage: Eukaryota; Viridiplantae; Streptophyta; Magnoliopsida; Fabales; Fabaceae.